CGAGGUGAGGAAGUGACACCCCAGCUAAUGAUGGCUGUUGGCACGGCUGUGAUUGGCUCUUUGCAGUUUGGCUACAACACGGGAGUCAUCAAUGCUCCUCAGAAUAUCAUUGAGGGCUUCUACAAUGAGACGUGGAGCAGCAGGUUUUCAGAGCCCAUCCCUCAGAGCACUUUGACAGCUCUGUGGUCCUUCUCUGUGGCCAUCUUCUCUGUGGGAGGAAUGUUCGGCUCCUUCUCUGUCGGCCUUUUUGUCAACCGCUUCGGCAGGAAGAACUCCAUGCUGAUGGCCAACGUGCUAGCAUUCAUUGCUGCUGUAUUUAUGGGCUUCUCCAAGCUGGCUGCUUCCUUCGAGAUGCUCAUCAUUGGACGUUUCAUUGUGGGGCUCUACUCUGGCCUCUCCACCGGCUUUGUUCCCAUGUAUGUUGAGGAAAUCUCACCCACAUCUCUUCGUGGAGCUCUAGGAACUCUGCAUCAGCUUGGUGUGGUGGUUGGAAUUCUCAUGGCCCAGAUUUUCGGGAUUGAAUCCAUCAUGGGAAAUGCCUCCCUAUGGCCCCUCCUGUUGAGUUUUACUUUACUACCGGCCUUGCUGCAGUGUGCCCUGCUGCCCUUCUGUCCCGAGAGCCCCCGAUAUCUCCUUAUCGACUGCAACGAAGAGAGCAAAGCCUGCAGUGUGCUAAUGAAACUGCGGGCCACUGAUGAUGUGAAUGCAGACAUACAGGAGAUGAGGCAGGAGAGCCAGAAGAUGAUGAGGGAGAAGAAGGUGACCAUCCCUGAGCUGUUCCGCUCCUCCGUCUACCGCCAGCCCAUCUUUGUUGCCAUCGUGCUGCAGUUAUCACAGCAGCUGUCUGGCAUCAACGCUGUGUUCUACUACUCGACUGGGAUCUUUGAGCGAGCAGGUGUGUCCCAGCCUGUCUAUGCAACCAUUGGUGCCGGAGUGGUCAACACUGCCUUCACUCUUGUCUCUCUGUUUGUGGUGGAGCGGAUGGGCAGAAGACCCCUUCAGCUUAUUGGUUUGAUGGGAAUGGCAGUUUCAGCUGUUUUUCUAACUGUUGCUAUGGCUUUAUUGGACCAGUUCGGGUGGAUGUCCUAUGUCAGUGUUGUGGCCACCUUCUGCUUUGUAGCCUUCUUUGAGAUCGGCCCUGGUCCCAUCCCCUGGUUCAUCGUGGCUGAGCUCUUCAGCCAGGGGCCACGGCCCGCUGCCAUCGCAGUGGCUGGUUUCUGCAACUGGUCUGCCAACUUCUUAGUGGCAAUGUGCUUCCAAUAUGUUGAGCAACUCUGUGGUCCCUACGUCUUCAUCAUCUUCACAGUUCUGCUGCUCGGUUUCUUCAUCUUCACCUACUUCAAGGUGCCGGAAACUAAAGGCCGCACCUUUGACGAGAUCGCAGCAGGUUUCCGCCAUUCUGCUGGUCAGGGUGCCGACAAGUACUCGGCCCCUGAAGAGUUCAACACACUCAGGGGAGAUGACCCUGACCUCUAAUUGCUGCCGUAUGUCAACACACACUCAAGCAGCAAAGCAACAAAUCGUGUGUGUGUGUGUGUGUGUGUGUGUGUGUGUGUUUUUAAGUCUUACAAUUGAUGUUUAGCGUUGAUGUUUUGAUGUUGUGGUGUUGAAUUAGGGGUUUAGUCUUCAUGCAGACUGAUAUUUUCAUGCACUGCCUCAGCAUCAAAAAUGGUUUUAAAAGUG
Melanotaenia boesemani (Boeseman's rainbowfish) is the source of this 1683-nucleotide messenger RNA. RefSeq names its product solute carrier family 2, facilitated glucose transporter member 1-like. The transcript has 10 exons. Gene Ontology annotation, cellular component: basolateral plasma membrane; apical plasma membrane. Gene Ontology annotation, biological process: response to insulin; monosaccharide transmembrane transport. Bases 28 to 1476 code for a protein of 482 amino acids. The record is from RefSeq and is a predicted model, not a curated record. Gene Ontology annotation, molecular function: hexose transmembrane transporter activity. Lineage: Eukaryota; Metazoa; Chordata; Actinopteri; Atheriniformes; Melanotaeniidae.